This is a messenger RNA of Chaetomium fimeti, 1845 nucleotides long. RefSeq names its product kinase-like domain-containing protein. The transcript is spliced from 4 exons. Lineage: Eukaryota; Fungi; Ascomycota; Sordariomycetes; Sordariales; Chaetomiaceae. Bases 90 to 1799 code for a protein of 569 amino acids. The record is from RefSeq and is a predicted model, not a curated record.
CUCCCCCCUCUUCCCCCCGCGUUACAAGAAAGUGACGAUCCGCCCCCCUUCCCGGCCCCGAACGCUGUGUCUCACUCUUCUCAAUAUAAAUGAUGGACCCCAACCGCGAGGAAGUCCAGCAAACCCUCUCGCUCAUUGGGGAGCUGGACCUACCACAUCCGUCUGGGUCCUUGCUCUCGUUCUUCGUCACCGAGGCUCUCCACCCCGUGCUGGCCGCGGACUAUGUGAACGACAGACUGUCGGCGGGCGAAGCUCGCUCUCUGGUGGCUGAUUGGAUCUACAUUGUUGAAUCCGUAACCAAAGAUGGUCGCCUCCGGCCACCACCUGACGCCAAAACGCAGCAGGAGGUUAGGAGACGGGAUGGGAACAGGUGUUGCAUCUCGGGCAAGGCCGGUACUUUUUGGGAUCCUUUACUCGUUAUGCCUGUUCUUCCCAUCCCGUAUGGCUGGGAUGCAGACAAGCCUCGUAUCUUUGAUAUGCUCGGGGCGUUCUUUACUCCGCCGUAUCGGGACUGGUGGCUCGCACAGGUUGAGGAUCCCGAACGACUGCCGCAUUGCGUCGGUCACUGGCUAGUUCGAAAGUCUGCUGCCCAAGCGUUUGCACGGGGUAUUGUUGUGUUGAACCGACGGCUACCAUCCAUGAUUGAGUACGAAGUUGUGCCAAUUGUCAUCGGACCUGAGGAGCCAUUUGAGGUUGAGGGCCCCUACGCGCUCCUGGGUGACCACUCGCGCUCGGGCAUCUUGCCAGUAGAUCCGCACUUUAUUGGCACCCAAGCUCGACUGGCAAGGAGCAUUCGAUAUGUCGAACUUGCUAGAAGCAUUGCGCCUCAGAUCUUUCUCUCUCACCGGCCCGCCUCUCCUACCAGGAGCGCCAGCGAGCUUUCGAAGCGACCUUUCCUAGAAAGGGCCCCGUCGUCACCAACCCGAUGUCUCAACUCCUUAGUCCACUUUUCGGUUCGAGCUUUCUUCACAUGCUGGCGGGUCCUACCCAGACGAACCCGGGCUACUGCCUACAACAUGUUACGAAAGCUCGGGGAUUUGAUCUACGGCGCCGAGGACCCCACAUUCUACGUCCGGCGACUGCCUUUCGGGCUCUACCUCAAGUACCGGGGCGAAGCCGACAUGGCGCGCAACGAAUUCAACGCACUACAGCGAAUCCAUCGCGAAACCACCAUCCCCGCCCCAACCCCGCUGGACAUCAUCCCCUCCGGGGCCGACAGCUCCUACCUGCUCAUGACGCGGGUACCCGGCGCGCCGCUCUGGCGGUGCGAAUCACUCUUCUCGGACCGCGACUGCGCCGAAAUCGUGAUCCAGCUGCAAGACUACGUGGCCCAGCUGCGCGGCCUGCCCAAGAAGACGACGGCCAACCCGGCGGACAUGGCCGCCAUCUGCAACACGCUGGGCGAGGCGUGCCGGGACCACCGCAUCCGCGACGCCGCGCCCGUCGGGCCGUUCCCGGACGAGGCGGCCUUCAGCCAGUGCGUGCGCUUCUCGGACGAGCCGAGCCGCCGCGGGCAUGCGGUAGUGUUUACGCAUGCGGAUCUGAAUCCGAGGAAUAUUCUGGUGGGGAGGUUUAGGCGGUGGGAUGGGAGCACGGGGUGGCGGGUGACGGGUGUGGUGGACUGGGAGACGGCGGGGUACUAUCUGGAGUAUUGGGACUAUACUAAGGCGCUGUUUGAGGGGUUUCGGUGGACGCUGAGGUAUGUGAGGAUGGUGUAUAGGGUGUUUGUGGAGUUUGGAGACUAUUCGAGGGAGUUGGAUGUUGAGAGGAGGAGCUGGGAGUCGGGGAAUGGUGUGUAGAGAGUUGUAUAGUUACGUAGGUAGUAAGGUCAUUGCGUUUGCUGAG